Messenger RNA from Talaromyces stipitatus ATCC 10500, 1988 nucleotides. RefSeq names its product Na/H antiporter, putative. The record is from RefSeq and is a predicted model, not a curated record. NCBI's taxonomy places the organism in Eukaryota, Fungi, Ascomycota, Eurotiomycetes, Eurotiales, Trichocomaceae. Gene Ontology annotation, biological process: proton export across plasma membrane; regulation of membrane potential; sodium ion export across plasma membrane. Gene Ontology annotation, molecular function: sodium:proton antiporter activity. The transcript has 5 exons. Gene Ontology annotation, cellular component: plasma membrane. Bases 1 to 1752 code for a protein of 583 amino acids.
AUGCCGACUCUUGAAAUCACCAAUUUCAAUAUCGUAUGCUCCGUCCUAGGAGGGUUCAUAACCCUCUUUGGGCUGGUAUCGUAUUUGUGCAAGGAACGGUUUUAUCUAUCUGAAGCCUUGAUAUCCACAUUGGCAGGUGUGGUCUUCUCUCCUCAUGCAGCCAAUUUUAUCAAACCAAUGGACUAUGCAAUGGACUCCCAGCGCAACCUGGACGCUAUCACCCUGUACUUCACCCGUCUUGUUCUGGGCGUGCAGCUAGUCAUAGCUGGAGUUCAACUGCCAGGACGCUACUUACAGACCGAAUGGAAGAGUCUGGCUCUACUUCUCGGUCCCGGAAUGGCGGUCAUGUGGCUUUCAAGCGGUCUACUGAUUUGGGGUCUCGUACCUAAUAUUUCCUUUGUCGAGGCCCUAGCCGUCGGUGCAUGCGUCACCCCUACUGAUCCAGUGUUGUCCAACUCAAUUGUGAAGGGAAAAUUUGCUGAUAAGAAUAUCCCGCGGCCUUUGCAGCGGAUCAUUAUUGCCGAAUCAGGUGCUAAUGACGGAUUGGGAUAUCCGUUUCUCUUUCUGGCCCUGUAUCUCCUGAAAUAUACCCAGGGUCCUGGAUUUAGUGGUGGUGGAGGCAAGGCCAUUGCUCUUUGGGUAUAUGAGACUCUGGUUUACGAGAUUUUGUUGAGUGUUGUGUAUGGUGCGGUGGUUGGGUGGUUGUCCAUGAAGCUGCUUCAUUGGGCGGAGGAGAAGCGAUAUGUUGAUAGGGAGAGUUUUCUUGUUUUUGCGAUUUCUCUCGGUCUAUUCAUUAUGGGCACCUGUGGAUUGAUUGGUACCGACGAUCUGCUUGCUUGUUUCAUAGCUGGAAACGCAUUUACCCACGAUGACUGGUUUCGACUCGAAACAAUGGACGACUCCCUCCAACCAACAAUCGAUAUGCUCCUCAACCUGGCCAUCUUCGUCUGGUUCGGUGCCGUUUGUCCCUGGGUCUUGUUCGCCCAUAACGAUAUCAUUCCCAUAUAUCGACUGAUAGUCUUGGGUAUAUUGAUUCUCCUGUUUCGUCGUCUACCGGUCGUAUUUGCGAUGCACAAGUACAUCCAUCAGAUCGAGCAGAUUUCUCAAGCACUAUUCGUAGGAUUUUUUGGUCCUAUUGGUGUUGGAGCUAUUUUCUACUUAUCGGUCUGUCGUAACUUUCUGCUCGAGGAUAUGAUGGUCGACGGCGUAGUUCGCAGUGAUGCGGCCAGGACGGCGGAAGUGACAUAUAUUGUCGUUUGGUUUUUGGUUAUUUGCAGUAUUUUCGUCCAUGGCCUCAGUAUACCCCUAGGCAAAGCAGGAUAUCAUAUCCCGCGCACAAUCUCAACAGCCCUGAGCUCCAACUCCGGUGAACAAGAGCCAAUCCGUCUACCCAGCAACCUAAACACACACAGCACGGCAACACCCACUUCACACCGUGGCCUACGCUUCUACCGAAACCGCAGCAGUGCGCCGAGUACCCGGGAGCCGCCACGGGUCGUGUUUCAGAUUUCUGCCCCUCAGCAGCGACGCGAAGAACAGCAAGAGGAAGAACAGGGACAACAGCAACGAGAAGAUUCUGCUGUUGCGUCUGCUGCUAAUGCGAGUGCGGAUGAAACGCUGUCUCCGCAGAAAAGUAUGCCCGCUGUGCCGGCCCCAUUGACGGUUCAUGAGCGGCAUGAUGAGCCUAGGAGACCGAUUAAGUUGAUGGGUGACGAUGGGCGUGUGACGCAGACUUUGAAUGAUUCCGAGUAGAUGAUUUCAUUUAUUAGGGCAUGAUGCGAGAGGUACGUUACUGGAGGAGAUGGAGGUGUAAAUACAUCGUAGCACUUAGGACUACUGUUUUGAAGUGCUGUUGGAUUCGGUUGUGAUUAUUUCGGCGGGUUUUCGGUGUGAAUAUUUAGAUUCUAAACAUGGUUAUAGUACAAAUGAUAGAGGAGAGAGGAGGGGGAAGUUCGGUGUUGAGGAGAUACAUAUAGACACAUUCGUUU